AUUUUUUCUUGAUCGAUGUGAAGAAAAACCACAAGAAAUCGGACAUACAAUGGGAGAGUGAAUUACACAUGAAUCAUUAAGAAAUAAAAAGGGCGAUUUAAUUGCAAAUAAAUCUGCACCACCGGCCCUGCCAUAAAAUCAAGCUUCUCGAAAUCCGUAGCCGCACCACAAGUCCACAACCCAAACAUCGAGUUUCAUAUAUCCCUAUAAAUACAAGCACUCUGUCUAUCCCGCGUGUAGAUACUCUAUAGCUCAUAGCUCACGGGUACAGCUUUUCUCUCUCCCUCUUCAGAACCCGAAUAAAGCUCACAAAGCUUGAUAAAUGGGUUCGACGGCAGUUGAAGACCUGAUUGAGGCUUCAUCAGGGGCUCAUUUCUCGGGGUUUCACUUAAAAAAUCAAAGCACUUCACAAGUUGAGCAGCCAACUACUUCUGCACCUGAAAAUGUCAAGCAACCUUUUGUCAUAGGGGUUGCUGGAGGUGCGGCAUCUGGGAAGACUACAGUUUGUGAUUUGAUAAUAGAACAGCUUCGUGAUCAGCGUGUUGUUCUCGUUAACCAGGAUUCCUUUUAUCACAGUUUGACACCGGAGGAACUUAAAAGAGUUCAUGAAUACAAUUUUGACCAUCCUGAUGCAUUCGACACAGAGCAAUUAUUGUGCAUAUUGGAGAAAUUAAAACGUGGUCAGGCAGUUGACAUCCCAAAAUAUGAUUCCAAGAGCUAUAAAAAUGACGUGUUCCCAGCUCGAAGAGUAAAUCCGUCAGAUGUUAUUAUUUUAGAAGGUAUUCUCAUCUUCCAUGAUCCGCGUGUCCGGAAUUCAAUGAAUAUGAAGAUAUUCGUCGAUACAGAUGCUGAUGUACGGUUGGCAAGGAGAAUAAGACGUGAUACAGUAGAAAAGAAUCGAGAUAUUGGUAUGGUGCUUGAUCAGUACUCAAAAUUCGUAAAGCCUGCUUUUGAUGAUUUUAUACUCCCAACCAAAAAGUAUGCUGACAUCAUCAUUCCUCGUGGUGGAGACAAUGCUGUUGCAAUCGACUUGAUCGUCCAACAUAUACGAACUAAACUUGGUCAACAUGACCUGUGUAAAAUCUAUCCUAAUUUAUAUGUUAUUCAUUCAACUUUUCAGAUACGGGGUAUGCACACACUUAUACGUGAUUCUCAAACGACAAAGCAUGAUUUUGUGUUUUAUUCUGAUCGGUUGAUCCGCUUGGUUGUUGAACAUGGUCUUGGGCAUCUGCCAUUUACAGAAAAGCAGGUGAUCACUCCAACUGGAUCUGUUUACACUGGAGUAGACUUCUGUAAGAGAUUAUGUGGUGUCUCUGUAAUCAGAAGUGGUGAAAGCAUGGAGAAUGCCUUACGAGCAUGUUGCAAAGGAAUUAAAAUUGGAAAAAUUCUUAUUCAUAGAGAAGGCGACAAUGGUCAACAGCUGAUCUAUGAAAAGUUGCCAACAGACAUCUCAGAUAGACAUGUACUAUUGUUGGAUCCGAUCCUGGGCACAGGCAAUUCAGCAGUUCAAGCUAUUUCCCUACUUAUCAAGAAGGGUGUGCCCGAGUCCAACAUCAUAUUCCUCAACCUCAUUUCUGCACCUCAAGGAGUCCAUACGGUGUGCAAAUGUUUCCCACGUGUAAAGAUAGUGACCUCUGAGAUUGAAAUUGGCUUGAACGAAGAUUACCGUGUUAUCCCUGGUAUGGGCGAAUUUGGUGACCGCUAUGCGAGAGCAUAACACCAUUAGGCGGACUCGUCAUCUCUAUCCAGCAUUUCCCAUGCAACCAGUAAGAAUAAUGAACCAAACCCAUGUUAGCUCUCACUCUAAAAUUCCCUUUUAUGUCGUAAACUACUCUGUUCCUCGACUCUUGCUUCUGAAGGUGAAGAGCAAGAUUUGGCGGCAAAUAGACCAAGCUCGACAGCAGAUGAACCGGGAUCAGCCUUACCUCACCUGGCCUCUGACUAAAGGGUCGAAUCACUUGAGUCGCUAUUAGAUUUUCCAAAAAGUACAACUCGAUAUCAAGAUACUCGAAAUUGAUCUCAAGCUUUUUGUUCGGGUUGGAAAAAUUCGCGAUAACUGUCAAGUCGUUGUUUAGAAAUUGCAAAGAGUCGAAGUAGAUGACGCUAAGGCUGGCUGCUUGGGUGUCGAAAACGGGAUUUUUGGGCUUGAUUGCUACAAACACGAUUAUAGUCGUGAUUCCAAAGAAAAUUAAGAGGAGGCUAAACACCAAGCAUAGGAUGGCGAGGAACCAUAUGAGUGGAUUUGUUUUUCUAGGUUGUCUGAGAAUAGGCUGAUGAUGAUCUCUUGCUCUGAGCUUGGUGAUGACUAGAGCAUUUUCGGAUGUUGAGUUUUGGUGAUUUGUAUUGGAUUUUUUUGAUGGGAUUAUCUGAAAAGGAGAUGGUUUUGAUUGCUCGAGUGGAGAAGGGAUGUAUGGUGGUGGUGGGGGAAGAGGAUGCAUUUUGUUUAGUUUGGGGGGGAAAAUGAUAAACCAGAAAAUGAUAAUCUUGAGUAUGAAGUAUGAAGAAUGAGAAGGUAAAUGGAUGAAAUUGUUGUUAUUUAAAUAAUGUUGGGAGUGGAUUAAGGGCAAAGCAAAAAAAGAGGAAAAACAAGAAAAAAAGGAAAAAGAGAGAAAAGAACCUUUUGAAGGUUAGUGGGAGCCAAUUAGUUCUUUAAAAGAAAAAAAGCAAAAGCAUGUGGAUCUUAGUAUGGAUGUAAGGAUUUGAAUUGUGGUCUGCUUUUUGUUGUUGAACGAAGAGAACACUACAAAAUGUAACUAGUGAGGACUUGACCUGUCGAAAAUAAUCUCAUAGUCCAUCCAUCCAUAUUUGCUACCACCUUUUUGGUGUUUUUAUUUUAAUGCUUACUCGCUAAGAAAGUACCUGAGUGGUGGAUAUUGGGGACAUUGAGAUUAAAUGGGCUUUCACUAGAAAUACCAAAAUGGGUCGGCUGGCCUGCCCCGCCAUCUUGACAACCCUAUAAUAGGGCGUCCAGCUCAACCCCACCACGUGUCGCAAGCUAGGUGGGCCUCGGAGCAUAAGCAUUAUGUCAAAAAUGGGAAAAAAAAUUAUUGAGAUCAACAUAAAUAUGACGAAAAAUUUUAGAUUUCAAAGACAAAAAAAGAAUAAAAUAGAAAAAUCUAUGGUAGAAAAAUCUAUGGUAUUCAAAAAUAGUUGGAGAGCUGAGUAUCAUGCUGCCUAGAUCGGCCUGUGUCGAGGACUAAAGUUGUUGCUCUUGCUAGGAGGAGCCGGACCAACGGGGGAACUAUACUAGAGAUGUUCAAGGUGGUGAAGAUGAACAACGAGUACAAUGCCAUCUUGGGACGAACCGCAUUAUACAACCUAAAGGCAGUCGUAUCCAUUUUCCACUAUUCGGUUAAGUUCCCCACCACGGACGAAAUGGGAGUGUACUAUGGCGAUUAGAGGGAAGCAAGAAAAUGUGCCAUGGCAAUUCCAUCGCUGGAAAUCCAUACAGUUAUGGCCGCAAGCAAGGAUCAAAGUUCCGAGGAGAAGCCGAACACCGAGUCUGAUGAGUCAACCAAACAGAGGAAGCAGAUAUCGUCCGGAUGCACAACAGCUACGAACUACCUUGUCCCGAGCAGACAAGGGCAAGCCAAAAGGAGCGGACUGGACGACCACCAGAGUUUGAAUGACCCGAUUGAAGAGGUCCAAGGAAGCCGAGACUGCUAGAAGAGACAGAGAGGAGUUGGGCGAACUACCCGAAGAAGAAGAAGAACUUUCGCUACCUGUGCGCCCAGUAGCAGCUGACGACCUCCUGCCGAAUGGAGAAUAAGCAAGGGAGAGCGCACAGGACGAGGCGAAAGUUCUGGACGACGAAGAUCGGACGGCCGACAGAUGCUGCAGACCGGGGAAAGAACCGAUGGAAGAGAAAGACGAGCUGGAUCCGAGAGAUUCAUUCAAAGGCAAGAAGGCCGACCGCGGCGAACCGAGCGAGGAUGCCGAAACUAUCUAUCUGGACGUGCCCCAUUGCACCAAGCAGUUGCGCAUAGGGAGGAAUCUCCAAGAACCCGUCCGAUCCGAACCCCGUACAGACUACAGAGGCCCCAGGUUCGGGUUACACGGAUACAGUUGGCCUUGACCGUGUGGCCCAAAGUUGUCACAAUUCUGUUGGUUCCGCGGAAUUUAUGGCGUACAAGAGACGUUUCACCUUUUUGCAUCUCUUCAGAUUUGAAUCAUUGUGCCCCUUUAACACUAAAUUCGAGACUUAUAAAUACCGAUACUCCCAUUUUGAAAAUUGACUCAUUCAAUUUGGUGAGGAGCUGUGAGAAGUGCCAGACGUUCGCCCCGAAUCUAAAGCAGCCGGCCUAACCGCUCAUGUCAAUUUUCAAUCUGUUGUUGUUCGCUAAAUGGGAAUAGAUCUGAUUGGUUCGCUACCAACAGGAAAAGAAGGAGUCAAAUACGUGGUGGUGGCAGUUGACUACUUCACUAAAUGGGCGGAAGCAGAGCCCCUGGCCACUAUCACCGAACAAAAAGAUGAUAGAUUUCUUGUGGAAAUCAAUUGUUUGCCGCUUUGGUAUACCACACUCGGUAGUGACCGAUAACGGACGACAGUUUGAGGGUAAGAGGUUCGACACGUUUUGCAAAGAACUCGGAAUCCGGCAUCACUUUUCCACCCCCUAUCAUCCGCACUCGAAACAUCAGGUGGAAACUAUUAACAAAAUCAUUAAACAAGGAUUAAAGCUACGCUUUGAAAACUCAAAAGGGUCUGGUCGGAAGAGCUAUCGAUUGUAUUGUGGUUAUAUCGGAUCACAACAAGAUCGACGACUGGAGAAACACCGUUUUUGUUAGCAUACGGUUCAGAGGCGAUGGUUCCGGUCGAAAUCGGAUAAAAAACUUACCGAGUGGAAAAUUUUGAAGAAAAGGCCAAUGUCGAGGGAAUAAGGACAAAUCUUGAUCUGAUCGAAGAGCUACAGUGUCACGCCAAACUGAAAAAUGCGACUUAUAAACGGGUGACAGAAAGGCAUUUUAACACUAGGGUCAAAUCGCGACUCUACAAGCCGGGGGAUUUCAUAUUAAAGAGAGUGAUGGGACCGGACCCGGUCCCUCUAAAACCAAAAUGGGAAGGCCCAUAUGUGGUGGACGCCGUACUCAGAAAUGGGGCCUACCGACUGAAGUAUUUAGACGACACCCCCCUGAUGUAUCCGUGGAAUGUGAUGUAUUUGGAGAAGUAUUAUCAAUAAAGCGUGUCGAUUGUUUCUACUUCAAGGCAAAAAAUGAAUAAAACCCUAUAAUGGUAACGACCGGACAACGUUGUCUGACGAAAAAUGAAUAAAACCCUAUAAGGGCAAACGACCGGACAGAGGGCCAGGUGGUCAUUAGGCGCUGGAACUCGAGUUCGCUUUUGGUGGGAGAAUUGGUUGAAUUGUUGUGAGCCCUUAAUCAACCGUGUGCGUGGAGUCAUACCCGAGGAGCAAUUGACGUGGACUGUUUCGAUAUAUGUAAAUGAACAGGGACAAUGGGAUUGGCAGAGGUUUUCGUCCGGGUUGCAGCCAUCGGACCUCCUCCGUAUCUCCGCUAUCCUGCCUACUCAAGCGGGGGCUGGCCAUGACAAGUUGUUUUGGGGCUGGUCCACUAAAGACCAGGUUACGACUUGUUCAGCUUAAACCUCCUUGACAUAAGCUCCUUGACACAAGCGGUUUGUGACGCACAACACAGGCUGUGGACGAUGAUAUGGAGAUGGGUCGGGCCACAGGGAAUUCGUUAGUUCUUAUGCCUAGUCGCGAAGGAAAGGCUCUUGACAAAUGUUGAGCGACAUAGGCGCCACCUGGCGGAUAGCCAGUUAUGCGAGCUCUGUAGAUCUCACCUUGAGACGACACUUCACGUGUUACGCAACUGUGAUUUUUCCGAACCAAUUUUGGAAGAAGUUGGUGCCUCGUUCUUGUUGGGGAGUAUUUUUUGGCAUGGAACUAGAUAAGUGGUUUGAAACAAACUUGUCUAAUCAGCUAAAUAUCCUAGAUGAGAGUUGGGAUUGCUUGUUUGGCGUCAGCCUGUGGCGUCUAUGGCAAGGGCAGAGUAACUUCAUCUUUAAUGGCAUUGCCCCUUUGGUGGACGGUAAGUUAAUUGAAGUCCAAAAUUAUGUUGGCAUUUUUCAACAAGCGCUCCAGCCUUCUGAAACUCGGGCACAGUAGAACCCAACGCUUAGAUCGCAUGAUUUGUUGGGAACCUCCGAUGGAGGGGUGGAUAAAGUGCAAUUCCGACGGAGCUUUUAACACGUCCACGGGCAUGGCGAGUGGUGGUGGCCUCCUGCGUGACCAUAAUGGUAGAUUUGUAGGUGGAUUUGGGAUUCCGCCAAGUUCUAGCUGAUGUAGAUAGCAAAGCGGUGGUUGAUAUGGUGAAUGGGCAGGCUGAUGAGGAUGGAGUCCACAGUAGCAUAGUUCGGGCUAUAAAGGAGUUGCCGAGCCAGGAAUGGAUUGUGGAAAUAAGGCAUGUUUACCGAGAAUCAAACUUCUCGGUGGAUUACUUGGCUUCACUAGCGACUACUAGUCCCGGAGGAUUACAAUGCCUCGAGUUCCCGCCAGCUGGGCUGAAGCCAUGGCUCGAGCACGACUUUGUCGGGCUAGCAUACCCACGCAGGAUAGCUUCAUCUUCCCUCUCUAAUUGCCCAUUGGACCCAUACAAAAUUCACACCAUCCAGAACCCUAACCCUUCGAGAUGCCUAACCUCCGAAGCCGUACAGCGUGCGGCCCUGCCUCUUGAGAGCGUACACCACGUCCAUCGCCGUCACCGUCUUCCGGCGGGCGUGCUCGGUGUAGGUGACGGCGUCACGGAUAACGUUCUCCAGGAAGAUCUUGAGGACGCCGCGGGUCUCCUCAUAGAUGAGACCGCUGAUACGCUUCACUCCACCGCGACGGGCCAGGCGGCGGAUAGCAGGCUUGGUGAUGCCUUGGAUGUUGUCCCUCAGAACCUUCCUGUGCCGCUUGGCUCCACCCUUUCCCAGUCCCUUGCCGCCUUUUCCCCUUCCCGACAUUUUAUUUUUCUGUUAAGAAAAUUUGUAGAAAUUCUUCAGCUGAUUUUUCGGUUCUACGAUAAGGGAAAAUGGAUGACUUUGACGGUAAUUAUAUGUGGAGGUCCUAGGGAUGAGGAUGCUCGAGGGCCGUUAGAUUCAGCACGCUAUCUACGGUUAUGGAUGGCGAUCCGCG
Striga asiatica is the source of this 7136-nucleotide messenger RNA. The record is from the annotation of a GenBank genome assembly. NCBI's taxonomy places the organism in Eukaryota, Viridiplantae, Streptophyta, Magnoliopsida, Lamiales, Orobanchaceae.